This is a messenger RNA of Piliocolobus tephrosceles (Ugandan red Colobus), 2128 nucleotides long. It is a transcript of the gene SPATA7, whose product is annotated as spermatogenesis associated 7. Gene Ontology annotation, biological process: microtubule cytoskeleton organization; photoreceptor cell maintenance. Lineage: Eukaryota; Metazoa; Chordata; Mammalia; Primates; Cercopithecidae. The transcript has 13 exons. The record is from RefSeq and is a predicted model, not a curated record. Bases 471 to 2090 code for a protein of 539 amino acids. Gene Ontology annotation, cellular component: axoneme; rod photoreceptor outer segment; photoreceptor distal connecting cilium.
UCGGCCCUUAGCAACCGGCCUGGGAACGAUUUCCCUGCUGCUGCCGCCCCUGCAGGCUCUUACUUUCCAGUCCUCCACUGCCGGGGCUGGGCCCGGCCAGGGGAAGGACCGAAGGGGAUCCCCCGUGCCCCUACGGCGGCUGCAAGAGGACUAAGCAUGGAUGGCAGCCGGAGAGUCAGAGCAGCCUCUGUCCUUCCCAGAUAUGGUCCACCAUGCCUAUUUAAAGGACACUUGAGCACCAAAAGUAAUGGCGUUCUUGAGAUUAGAGAAUUUUGGAGUCUAUGAUUUCAAACUAUUAUUGUGCCCUGGAUAUGGACUUGGCUAUCUCCUGCUCCCAGCUGCUACAGCAGCCCAGCUCUACUUUUGCCAGGAAACUACCCUGAUUUAAGGCAUUCCUGCCUUGUUAAAAUGCUUUUUGCACUGACUCCUCUUCUCUCAGACUAAGCACUCUCCAGCUGGUCAAGAAUCACAUGGCUGUUCACUAUAAUAAAAUCCUUUCAGCCAAAGCUGCAGUAGACUGCUCAGUUCCAGUAAGCAUGAAUACCAGCGUAAAGUAUGCAGACCAACAACGAAGAGAGAAACUCAAAAAGGAAUUAGCACGAUGUGAAAGAGAGUUCAAAUUAACUAAAACUGCAAUGCAAGCCAAUUCUAAAAAUAAUUCCAAGUCACUUUUUAACACCUUACAAAAGCCCUUAGGUGAACCACAAAUUGAGGAUGACAUGUUAAAAGAAGAAAUGAAUGGAUUUUCAUCCUUUGCAAGGGCACUAAGCCUACAUAAACCCGAUAAAGUCAUCACAAAUGGUCCUGAGAAGAACUCCAGUUCCUCCCUGUCCAGUGUGGAUUAUGCAGCCUCCGGGCCCCGGAAACCGGGCUCUGGAACCCUGUAUGGCAGAAGGCCCAGAAGCACAUUCCCAAAUUCCCACCGGUUUCAGUUAGUCAUUUCGAAAGCACCCAGUGGGGAUCUUUUGGAUAAACAUGCUGAACUCUUUUCUAACAAACAAUUGCCAUUCACUCCCCGCACUUUAAAAACAGAAGCAAAAUCUUUCCUGUCACAGUAUCGCUAUUAUACACCUGCCAAAAGAAAAAAGGAUUUUACAGAUCAACGGAUAGAAGCUGAAACCCAAACUGAAUUAAGCUUUAAAUCUGAGUUGGGGACAGCUGAGACUAAAAAUGUGACAGAAUCAGAAAUGAACAUAAAGCAGGCAUCUAACUGUGUGACAUAUGAUGCCAAAGAAAAAAUAGCCCUUUUACCUUUACAAGGGCAUGACUUAACAUGGGAUGAGAUUAAGGAUGAUGCUCUUCAGCAUUCCUCGCCAAGGGCAGUGUGUCAGUAUUCCCUGAAGCCCCCUGCAACUAGUAAAAUCUACUCUGACAAAGAAGAACUAUUGUAUCUGAGUUUCAUUGAAGAUGUAACAGAUGAAAUUUUGAAACUUGGUUUAUUUUCAAACAGGUUUUUAGAACGACUGUUCGAGCGACAUAUAAAACAAAAUAAACAUUUGGAGGAGGAAAAAAUGCGCCACCUGCUGCAUGUCCUGAAGGUAGACUUAGGCUGCACAUCGGAGGAAAACUCGGUAAAACAAAAUGAUGUUGAUAUGUUGAAUUUAUUUGAUUUUGAAAAGGCUAGGAAUUCAGAACCAAAUGAAUUAAAACAUGAAAGUGAAGUAACUAUUCAGCAGGAACGUCAAGAAUACCAAAAGGCUUUGGAUAUGUUAUCGUCUGCACCAAAAGAUGAGAACGAGAUAUUCUCUUCACCAACUGAAUUUUUCAUGCCUAUUUAUAAAUCAAAGCAUUCAGAAGGGGUUAUAAUUCAGCAGGUGAAUGAUGAAACGAUUCUUGAACCUUCAACUUUGGAUGAAAAUAAUCCAAGUAUUUCAGACAGUUUAACAGAUCAGGAAACUUCUGUGAAUGUCAUUGAAGGUGACAGUGACCCUGAAAAGGUUGAGAUUUCAAAUGGAUUAUGCAGUCUUAACACAUCACUCUCCCAUUCUGUUCAGCUCUCCAGUGUUGAAGGUGAUAAUAAUCAUGACAUGGAAUUAUCAACUCUUAAAAUCAUGGAAAUGAGCAUUGAGGACUGCCCUUUGGAUGUUUAAUCUUCAUUAAUAAAUACCUCAAAUGGCCAGUAACUCAA